AUGAUUGGAGGAUUAUAUACCGGUGGCUACCGCGAGGUGUGGUCCAAGCUAAAACGUCGUUAUGAUAAUCCUCGCCUACUGGCAGAAACACAUGUGCAGAUCUUUCUUGAUCUACCGAACCACCCAGCAGAGGCUCCGAAUACGCUGCGAUCGAUCGUUGAUUGUGUGCGCAAUUCAUUUCGUGCACUUGCCGUUAUGGACAUUCCAGUGCACUACUGGGAUGCGUUAGCAGUUCCUGUACUUUUGCCAAAGUUACCAACAACAACGCGGAAUGAAUGGGGAAUGAGCCUCACAACGGUGAGCAUACCGAAGUUGGAAGAUUUGCUGCUAUUCCUCGAACGACGUGCCAACAACAUUACCGUUGCACCACAAACCGUUAGCAUACAACCGUUGGUUAAGCGUUUUGCCUCUCGUACAGUUAAGGCGCACGUGGGCGCCACGAAUAGUACUCAAUGUACAAACGCACCGCCCGCCAACUUUGGUUGCCCUCAGUGCUCAGGUAAUCAUCGUUUAAUAAGAUGUCUUCAGUUUCGAAACAUGGAAGUCCCUGAACGCUGGGAACGUGUAAGGCGUUUAGCAGUAUGUUUUAAUUGUCUACGAUCAGGACAUACCGUCCGCCAGUGUACUUCGGGUGCAUGUUCGCUUUGCAAGCAAGGGCAUAACACCUUACUCUGUCGACGUACAGGUACAAGACCUGUAGAGAAUAUAGCAGAUACGAGUGUAUCAUCAUCAUCAUCAGCAGCUUCGGUAACAACGCCAAGCUCUACAUCAACAAUUAACUCAAGUGCUGCGGCGAACCACACUUCUACCGGACCGCAAGUGUAUUACCGCCAGCAAUGA
This is a messenger RNA of Bactrocera tryoni, 840 nucleotides long. RefSeq lists its product as uncharacterized. Gene Ontology annotation, molecular function: nucleic acid binding; zinc ion binding. The record is from RefSeq and is a predicted model, not a curated record. The transcript has a single exon. Lineage: Eukaryota; Metazoa; Arthropoda; Insecta; Diptera; Tephritidae. Bases 1 to 840 code for a protein of 279 amino acids.